CGACUUCUUUUCUCUGUGUGAAAACAUUUUUCUAAUGACCAAUUCUGAAUAUAAAAAGAGUGAAAAAAUGGCAUUUUUGAGGUCCAUUGUGACUGCAAAAACAACCGCCAUUGCUACUGCUAUUCCAGUUGCUGCUUUUGCUGUUUCUUCUAUUUCUUCUUCUUCUUCGCAGUUUGAACGUCCAUUGAAAAAUCUAAAAUUUGGCUCAAUUUCUAGUUCGAAUCCGAUUCUCCAAUUAAGCUUCGCGAAGAAUCUACAAAAAACAAGUCCUCCUUCAGCUCUUCAUAUGGAAACGCCUUCUUCCAAUCACCAAACUUCCUCCGAUAAUGGAGUCGUUUUUCCUGAAUUGCUGACAGAGUUUAUGGUGGACAUGUCGUGUCAAGGCUGUGUUAAUGCUGUUAAGAGCAAAUUGCAAACCGUAGAAGGAGUUAAGAAUGUGGAUGUGGACCUUGAUAAUCAAGUAGUGAGAAUUCUUGGAUCUUCACCUGUGAAGACUAUGACUGAAGCCUUGGAGCAAACAGGUCGAAAAGCCCGUCUGAUUGGACAAGGAGUACCGGAUGAUUUCCUUGUAUCUGCUGCUGUUGCCGAAUUCAAAGGACCAGAUAUUUUUGGUGUUGUUCGCUUGGCUCAAGUCAAUAUGGAAUUAACUAGGAUUGAAGCAAACUUCAGUGGCCUGUCACCUGGAAAGCAUGCUUGGUCUAUUAAUGAAUUUGGUGAUUUGACGAGGGGGGCAGCUAGUACUGGAAAAUUGUACAGCCCACCACUCGGUGACCUGGUUACACUGGAAGUUGAUGAGAAAGGCGAGGCAUUUUAUACCGGUCCUAAGGAGAGGCUAAGAGUUGCCGACCUGAUUGGGAGAGCUAUAGCUGUAUAUGCAACUGAAGAUAAAACAGAUCCAGGACUUACAGCAGCAGUGAUAGCUAGAAGUGCAGGAGUUGGUGAGAACUACAAGAAAAUUUGUGCUUGUGAUGGUACAACUAUUUGGGAAGCAACCAGCAAACUCUGAACAGUUAUCUUUAGAAUCAUUUGAUCAUUGUAUACUACGUCUGUAUCAUUUUCACAAUCAUGAAGCUUUUAAGUUGGAUGGAGCAAGCUAAUGUAUCAAAAUAAAUGUAAUCAUUUGUUGCUCUUGUUUCGUUGGUUCCUAUUAACGAUCCGCUGCUCUUUAUUUCAAUGAGAAAUGCUAGUGAAUUAAACUUCAAA
This is a messenger RNA of Solanum verrucosum, 1203 nucleotides long. Its product is annotated as copper chaperone for superoxide dismutase, chloroplastic/cytosolic. Gene Ontology annotation, molecular function: copper ion binding; superoxide dismutase activity. Gene Ontology annotation, biological process: removal of superoxide radicals. The transcript has 6 exons. Bases 35 to 1006 code for a protein of 323 amino acids. The record is from RefSeq and is a predicted model, not a curated record. Lineage: Eukaryota; Viridiplantae; Streptophyta; Magnoliopsida; Solanales; Solanaceae.